Parnassius mnemosyne (clouded apollo) is the source of this 2718-nucleotide messenger RNA. The record is from the annotation of a GenBank genome assembly. Lineage: Eukaryota; Metazoa; Arthropoda; Insecta; Lepidoptera; Papilionidae.
AUGGGUUCAACAAGUUAUUUAUCGAAGCCUAAGUCUACCGGGUACAGAGUAAAAAGCGGCUCUAGUGUUGGCUCUGACAAGGAGAUGAAUGGCAAGCUAAAGCGCUCCAAGAUAAGAAGGCCAAGCAAAAUGAAUGAAUAUGGCGCCAAGAGAAUACCGGAUUACACCGAGCUGGCAUACAAAGAAGCUGUAUCAAAACUGAGAUAUUUUUUAUCUGGAAAUAGCGCGCCAAGUGUACGCAGUUAUGGAGGAUCAAUAUCCAUGAAGAAUCUAGAAGAGUCGGAUGGAGAUCUGGACAAGAAGUACACGAGUACGUACAGCACUUUCGGCGAAUACAAAACCCGGCCGCGCCUUACCGCAAAGUAUACAACUUUAUACGCGGACAGCUUAAGCAAUUAUACGCCUCCUAAAGUCAGUAGUGCUCCUCAACCGACUGCCGCGUCAACAGCGGCCGAUCUGACCGGAGGUACCAACCCUGACGUCAUCAACUUCAUACAGAAGCAGGAAGAGUACAUUGAACAAUUGGAGCGCGAGAGUCAAUAUUGCAGAGACGAGCUCAACAACCUCCUAGGUAAGGUGAAAGAGGUUAUAUCUGAGAACGAGCAUCUGCAUGAGGCUCAAAAGAACAAGAUCAUCUCCCGCAUGUUCCAGUACAACGCUGGCUCCGAGACCGACGAGUUGGACGAUGUGGGCGACAGCACGGGCCUUGAUAGUGAUAAUAAGACAUCUCCGUCCAAAACCCGUCGCGCCAAGUCUCGCACUACCAAACUGGAAGGACCCAACAUCGUUUUCGAGUCACGAAUUGCAGAACUAGAAGCGCAACUAACGCAGGCUAAGAUAAACCUUAAGAAGGUCCAGGACGAGAACAACGAAAACAAACGCAAGCUUGCUUCCGGUCUCGUAGAUUCCACUUGCCUUGAUGGAUUUAAGAGGCAGAUUGAUAAUUUACAAAGAGAUAAAUCGUCAUUAGAAGCACAAAUCGCAAAACUGAAGUUGAAUUUAGAACAAAAGGAGAGUGAUUUUGAUGACCGUUACAAACGAAGCUCUGACGUCGUGGAACAUCAGCUGAGAGAGGAGAGAAACAACUUGGAGGCGGAAGUGCGACGGCUUAAGGAUGAUCUAGCUAAGGAGAGAAACAAAAUACGCGAACUAGCUGGCGAAGGUACACGUCGAGCGAUACAAGAACGCAGCGCGGCGGAGCAACGGUACAACGCGCAUUUCGACGAAUUACAACACGAUCUAGCAGCGCAAUAUGACAAUGUCGCUAAAUUACAGAUGGAUCUAGAUCGGCAGCGCCGUGAAGAGAGCGAUUUGAAACGAGAGCUUUCGAUGAAGAACGCUUACAUAGAAGAGCUAAAGAUGGAACUGAAAAAUAAAACAGCUUCACUUCAAGCGGACUUAGCACAAGCGCACGCUGAGAAGGCUUCACUUGAAGAGGAACUAGCCAACGCUCGUCUGGCUAUGGAACGCCAGCAGAGGCAAGCUAAACACGAGACCAACCGACUCAAUUCUGAGAUUCAAUCACUUCGCCAGCGUCUCGACCGUGCCGACGCGGAUUUGGUUCACUCGCGUCGUGAGAAUCUACGUCUGUCUGAACAAAUUUCUACAUUGGAAAAGGAGUUGAACAUGAAAAGUUUGACACCCAUAUCUCCGGAGAAGAAUAAGAAAGAGAAAGAACUAUCAUCAAUGUUCGAGACAAUGGAGAAUAAGCAUGCUAAAACCGUGGCUGAGUUGGAGUCCAUGAUACAAUCACAAAACAGUCUGAUGGAGAAACUCACCGGCGAGUGUCGUUUGCUUACCGACAAGCUCGACGACGCAAACCGUAGGCACAAGGAAGAACUGGCCACUCUGCAUCGUCAAGUAGAGCAGCUGGGACGUUCGCUACAAUCAAACAUCACGCCUGCACCUAACAAUUAUCAAGCACAUCCCACGCACACAACCGGAACCGACAGAACUUUACCACAUCCCACGACCAGCUCCAGAUCAAACGAUCCCGGAGACGACUCCUCCGGACACGGCAAGGUCAAACAACAGCCGAUUGAGCAACCGGACAGAUUUAUCGAUGGUAAAAUUAAAACAGCAAGAAUAAUUGAGCACAAUAAUGAACAUCACACAGUCGAUGAUAGUGAAGCACAACAAGCUAACGAGCCUACACACGAACAAAACAAAUCAGACGGUCAAAUUAUUAUAAAUAAAUCAGAGCAGGAAAUGGAUUAUCAAAAUAAUGCAACAGUAGAGCAACCUGUAGCUGGACACGAUCAACACGGAGAUCAGAUUUACAGUGAAGAUAAUUAUGAAAAUUACGAUCAAAAUUAUGAACAUGCUCCAGUAGAAACAGAAUACAACCAAGAAUACGAACAAAAUCAGAAUCAAAACGGAGAGAAUUUUGAGCAACAAAAUUAUGUAGAGCCUCAAUAUGAAAACUACGAACAGUAUCCUCAGCAGUACGCUGAUCCAAAUGCACAAUAUGAUACCCAAUAUGAAAAUUAUGAUGCAGAUGGUAAUUACCAAGAACACAUAGAUCAGUCCCAAUAUAAUCCGGAAUAUUCAUCUGAGUAUCAAGAAGUCCAACCUACUGAAACUGAAGCUCUUCAGCCAGACUCUAUGCAUCCUAAUAAUAUAAAUACAGAAAAUAUUCAUUCCGAACAAUCUGAAUUUUCAACACAGUCUGAAAGCAAAACAAAUAGUCCGAAGAAAACUGAACCAAAUGAAAGUUAG